This is a messenger RNA of Meloidogyne enterolobii, 504 nucleotides long. The record is from the annotation of a GenBank genome assembly. Lineage: Eukaryota; Metazoa; Nematoda; Chromadorea; Rhabditida; Meloidogynidae.
UAUUCUGCUUUGAUGGCAGAAUUGGGCGAAAAAGCUCCUGCGGGAGCAGCUGCUGGAAUGUUUCCACCUGCAACUUCAACUGGUGUGAAGCCAGCAAUGCCAUUAGGCGCAUUCCAAGCUCCUCCUGUACGACCGCGUUUUCCUCUUCCAGGACCACCAACACCAAUUGUCCGUGUCAACCUGUCAAAGCCUGGAAGUCAACCACCUGGAAAUCAUCCACCUGGAUAUCAACCUUGGGCAAGCGAAGCGCAAGGCAACUUUUAUGGAUUUUCUGGUCUUCCUGGUCAAGAUCCAGCUGCUGCAGCGGCCGCAUGGGCAGCAUGGCAAGGCUAUCCUACACCUGUUCCACCACCUCCGAACACUGGUGCUGAUGGUGGUGGAUCGUCAACAGGGGGUGGGUUGGCAAUGUUUCCACCUCCACCACCUCCUCCGCCACCAGUUCCUAAAGCUGAGGUUAAGGAAGAAUUUGGAUCGAUCUUUUCGGCACCGCCACCACCUAAUUAA